Molecule: messenger RNA, 2466 nt
Organism: Diplodia corticola
Lineage: Eukaryota; Fungi; Ascomycota; Dothideomycetes; Botryosphaeriales; Botryosphaeriaceae
Product: ubiquitin c-terminal hydrolase family protein
Exons: 5
Coding region: 1-2466 (821 amino acids)
Biological process (GO): protein deubiquitination
Cellular component (GO): cytosol; nucleus
Molecular function (GO): cysteine-type deubiquitinase activity; cysteine-type endopeptidase activity
Source: RefSeq, a predicted model, not a curated record
AUGUCUGCGAAGUACGGCGGCGAGAUCAUGGAGGGGAUGUCGCGAUUCUUAAGCAGGCGCGGCAAGCGCUCCGCCGGUGAGAAGCGCAAGAGCAACAACAGCAUCGAGGAGCCUCCCCCACCAAUCCCAUCCGACCUGUACAACAUUUUCUACACCGACGACAAUAAGAGGCAAGACAGCGAAGAGGAGAAGAAAAAGGUCAAGGCGGUUGCGCAGCGCCUCACCGCCUACGGAAUCAAUACCCUCAAAGACCCCCAAAUCACGUAUGCGCUGCGAUCCAGGAUCACGAAUGGCGACGUCAAGGAAUCGACGGAGCUGCUGGUUCUCUUCGAGGAUUCGGUGGACGGCAUUUUGCGCGAAUACAGCCCAAAGACGAAAUUGCUUGGCGCCGAGAAUAGGUGUUCGGUCACCUGCUAUCUGGAUUCGUUGCUCUUCGCUAUGUUUGCAAGACUGGAUUCCUUCGAGGCCAUGCUGUUCGACUCCUUUGCCGACACUCCCCGAAGACGACUAGCAACUAUCUUGCGGCUCUGGGUGAACCUCUUACGCGCCGGCAAGCUCAUCACUGUUGACAUCACGAAACAUCUACAGGAAGCCCUGGCCCAGUGCGGCUGGGAGGAUGCCGCGCACUUGAACCAGCAAGAUGCGUCAGAAGCAUUUACAUUCAUCACUGGUCAGCUGGAACUACCUUUGCUCACAUUGAAGAUGGACAUCUAUCACACGGGAAAAGAGGAUGUUGCCGAUGACCACAGAUUUGUCAACGAGAGGUUGUUGGAGGUUGCUAUACCGGAGGAUAACCCGCACAGCGACGAACCAAUAAAGCUCGAAGAAUGUCUGGAGAUCUACUUCAACAACCGUAUUGAAGUCAGGCGCCAUCUAGAACGGAGAGGCACCCUUCAGUCAGUCAGGGAGAAUGAGGAGCCGAUUCCGAGCGCCCCAGAAAAAUCCAAUGCGGUACAUGUCGAAUCGAUUGACGUGACAUCCGGACCGGAGUCGCCAGCCGCACCGACCUACAGUAGUGCCUCCAGUAGCCCCAUAUCGUCGGAGAGACCUGUUAACACUCGACACCGAACAGACAGUAUUUUCAGCGAACGGCACUGCGGAGCUGGGGAAUCAUCCGAGAAGGCGCCCUCGACCGGGCCUGGACGUACCCGCUCAAGUUCCUUCGCCAAAAAGGAGAUUACAAUGCCUGCCUGGCAAUUCUUUAGCUUGAUUCCCUGGUACACGGACAAUGCGCCAGCCAACGAUGCCCAAGUCGCUGCUCACUUUGCAGCGAAGCGCCCAAUCUUGGGUAUAUGCUUAAAAAGAUACUCGAUGUUGCCCAACGGCCUCCCGGUACGACGUGGCACAUUCAUUGACAUCCCAUUGGAAAUUGCGCUGCCCCAUUUUAUAUCGGAUGACCGAAUGCAGGAAGAAGGGCCUUUAUUCGGAAACUUUCAGCUUGUCCUGCAAUCCGUGGUAUGCCAUCGCGGGGCGUCCGUGGAUUCUGGGCACUACAUUUCGCUUGUUCGCGGUCAGACUUCAAGAGCAGUCGGCUCGAGGGACGGACCGGAAAACUAUCGACCUGACAAUGAUGAUGAGCACACGCCCUGGAUGCGAUUUGAUGACCUGGCGAAGGAACGUGUGACCCACGUUGACAUCCAACAAGCCUUGAAGGAAGAGACACCAUACCUCCUCUUCUACCAAGUCUGCCCCAUCGACGAGGAACUGGCACGAGGAGAUCCCCCUACCUACGAAGAGGCAAACUCAGAAGCUGCAGGUGGAGAUGACAACAUCCUAGCUGAGAAAGGUGAGCUUGCCAUCGACACCUCCGACUGGGAGCCGAGCCGCCCGAGCCUCGAGCUCACGGAGAACCACAUCCUGUCACCCAGCCAAGAAGUCCCCGGCUCCAACGACUCCGCUCGGGGACGUUCGAGCUUCAACAGCACGCGCCGCAACAGCAUAGCCUUUGACGAAAGCAGCCUCGCAUCGCGCAACGCCACCGGGCCGUCCACGCCAGCCGACGAGACACGCACGAGCUUCCUCUCCUCGCGCCGCGGUUCCAAGGCGGCGAAGAAGAACGGCGGCGGCAGCAAGAGCCGCCCCACCAGCCAGAGCGGCGAGGGCCGCCUCAGCAUCACCAUGUCCCGCCUCACGGGCCGCAAGAGCCGGGACCGCCUCGGCGAGAGCACCAACACGCUUCCGCUCCGCAGCGGCGACACCAAAGAAAAGGACGACACCAGCGGCGGCGAUGACAGCAACGUCGAGGGCGACCCGAGCAACCCGCUCGUCCUCGUCGAAGCGCCGACAAAUAACAUCCAUGCUCCGCAGAAGAGCUCAACGUCGAUGGGCUUUGGCCGCACGAAGAAGGAGAAGAAGGCACGCAGGAGCAGCAGCGUGCCGCUGGCGGACGAGCUGGCCAAGGCGGAAGGUAGUGGGAAAGGGAAGGCGAAGAGAAAACCCCCGGAUCGGGAGUGUGUCAUCAUGUGA